Messenger RNA from Prosopis cineraria, 655 nucleotides. RefSeq lists its product as uncharacterized. The transcript has a single exon. The coding region runs from base 49 to 519 and encodes 156 amino acids. The record is from RefSeq and is a predicted model, not a curated record. NCBI's taxonomy places the organism in Eukaryota, Viridiplantae, Streptophyta, Magnoliopsida, Fabales, Fabaceae.
UUUUCUCCAAUUCAGGGCGGCGAAAAACAGGGAUCUUAAAUAAAAUCCAUGGGGAAUUGCUUGGUUCUGCAAGACAACGUCGUCCAGGUCAUGAAGCCCGAUGGCGAAAUUCUUGAAUACAAGUCACCCAUUCUAGUGCAUCAGGUUUUGGAUGAAUUUUCCGGCCAUUCAAUCUCAGACUCCGUACCAGCCCUUCGCCACCUUCAGCCAAACACCAAACUGCUCGCCGGCCACUUAUACUACCUCGUAUUGCCGACCCCAAAAGCCGUUAAGAAGAAGGUGAGGUUCCAGGAUCCUGAGGUACAAGGUUCACAGGAGAGUAGCGGCGUCGUAAGAAUUAAGGUGGUCAUUAGUAAGCAAGAACUGCAGGCUCUGCUUCGCAAGGGAGGAAUUUCCGUUAACAACGUCAACAUGUUAUCUCUACUUCAUGGCGAGCAAGUGACGGAGAGUGAAGAUAAGUGUCACAAUGGUUUUCAUGGGUGGAAGCCAGCGCUUGAAAGCAUACCUGAACUAGUUUAGCCUUAUAAUGUAUAUUUCAUCAUCUGUUCCAGUUUCUUUCUUCCCCCUCUUGAUAUCCUCUGUUUAAGAUACUUAGAACAGGGUCACAGAUUUAUAUUCAUACACACAUAUAUAUAGAAGGAACAAAAUUUUGAAA